Messenger RNA from Alosa sapidissima (American shad), 1030 nucleotides. Its product is annotated as ankyrin repeat domain-containing protein 66. Gene Ontology annotation, molecular function: protein binding. The record is from RefSeq and is a predicted model, not a curated record. Bases 190 to 768 code for a protein of 192 amino acids. The transcript is spliced from 4 exons. Lineage: Eukaryota; Metazoa; Chordata; Actinopteri; Clupeiformes; Clupeidae.
AGAGCCCGAUGUUGAGGUAGGAGAGACCAGCACGUGAUUCGAUAGCUUUGCAUUGUCUUAAUGCGGUGGAAUGGCCUACUUUUGAGUUAUUUGAUAUUUCAUUUCCACUUGGGUAUUUUUCUGACGCACCAUUGAUCCGAACAACAUGAAAGUUUAGUGACUGCAGUCCAAAGUUUUACUUGUUUCAUCAUGGUUUCAGUAGGCCUAUCCUACCUCUGCAGCCUUAAAGUGAUGUCAGAACUCCAUCAGGCUGCAGCAUCAGGGGAUACGGAUCUAGUAGAGGAUAUUCUGAGGCAGAACAAAUAUGAUCCCAAUCAGAGGGAUAUUGAUUGGAACAACAAGACUCCAUUGCACUGGGCUGCUGCUCGAGGCCAGGCAGAGAUGGUACGGGUCCUGAUCGAGCAUGGGGCUCGGCCAUGCCUUUGUACAGAGAGUGGAUGGACUGCGGCUCACUAUGCUGCAGAGGCCGGGCGACUCCAGGUGCUGCGGAUGCUCCAUUUCUUUCAUGCACCUCUGGGCAAAGAAGACUCCUGUGGGGACAAGCCUAUCCGGAUUGCGGAUAUUUAUGGCCAUAAGGAAUGUGUGCAGUUCCUUAAAAGAGCAGAGGCAGAGCAUCAGGAGUAUCGCUGUUCUGCUUUGCUAUCAGGAUUAUCUCUAGAUGACACAGAUGAAGAAUGGGAGGAGCAGAAGAAGGCCACAGACCACCAAAGGAUGCCAAAGGGCACUCACCUAAACUGUCAAAAUAUUCAAAGGAAAAAUAUUCCCUAAUUCUAAAGAAUACAUAAAAUCUCAAUCUAAAUAUUUCAUGGUGUUUACAUUUCCCCCCAAUGCAUUCUUAACAUACACAUGUAAAAUAUACCUGUUUAGAAAGGAUGGAGUUAAUAUUUUUGCUGCAGUGAAUAGGCAUUUAAAAAGUGACUAGUGUCACAGAUGUCUGCAACCUGUCAGUGGAGUCUGUUAUGAACAUGAACAUGAGCACAGUUACCCUAAAAAAUCAUGACAAAACAUUCAUGUAGUGACCACAUACUAC